AGAUAAGUAGUGUUUAAAACGAGCGAGAAUUUUACAAUGGAACAGAAGUAUACGAGGUGUUUUCUGUGCAAUAAAAUGAUUUGGAUUAUAAUUAUCACCGGAUUUCUAGCGGAGCGACACGUAAUAGCAGAAGAAGCAAUCCUCAUGGACACGCGAACAGCAAUAUCGGACAUUGGUUGGGCGAUGUCUCCUGGAUCUGACUGGACAGAAGCCAAUGGACCUCACCCUGAUGGGAGGGAUAGAAGAAUGUUGGUAGUUUGCCAGAUUAAGAAACCUCACCAGAACAACUGGGCACGAACUCCGUACAUUCCAGUGGACGGGGCGGAAAGAAUUUAUGUCGAAUUUGAGUUUACAAUAAGAUCAUGUGAGGAUGUACCCAACGUAGCGACAUGCAAAGAAACUUUCAAUCUGUAUUAUUAUGAAACUGAUCGAGACGAAGCUACAAGUACAUUCCCACCAUGGCGGGAAGGGGCUUACAUAAAGGUUGACACAAUAGCUGCAGACAAACGGUUCAAGCCUGGAUCUGCUGAGAGAAAUUUUGAAACUCGAGACAUUGGACCUUUAACUAAAAGAGGAGUUUAUCUAGCUAUACAGGAUACUGGUGCAUGCAUGGCUCUCAUGCACGUGCGCGUGUAUUACAAAUACUGCGCUCCAACCGAAAGUAACUUGGCCAACUUUGGCCGCACAACAGCUGGUCCUUACAUGGCAUCGUUGGUGGAAGCCAAUGGAACUUGCGUCGAUAAUUCGUUAGCGGACAACGACGACCGUGCAACAUUUCGGUGUAACAGCGAAGGUGAAUGGAUUGUACCAAAGGGUUCGUGUCUUUGUGAUCGUGGAUAUGGACCAGAUUAUACAAGCACUUCAUGUCAAGAGUGCGGUAGGGGUUUCUACAAGUCAAGCGUGGGGAACGGUGGUUGCGUUAGGUGUCCUGCAUACAGUGAAUCUCAAUCCGACGGCUCAACAGAGUGCCAAUGCAUGCCCGGUUACUACAGAGCGUUGUCCGAUGACGCAGCUAAACCAUGCUCACAACCCCCAAGCAAACCUGUAAAUGUAUUGGCUAUCGUGAACCAAACCAAGAUAACUUUAACAUGGGAGAGGCCGUUUAACGAUGGCGGUAGGGAUGAUAUAACAUACAGGAUUGAGUGCCAAAGAUGCCAGGUCGGCUUCGACCAUUGUGCCCCAUGCCCUCAGGGUGUGGACUUCGAGCCCCGGCAAAGGGACCUCGUAGUUACGAAAGUCGUCGUCAGGGAUUUGAGCUCUUAUGCUUAUUACCGAUUCAAGAUAUUUGCUAUAAACGGGGUUACGUGGGUUGCGCAACUUAGCCCCUCAGAAGUCGAAUACGCCGAAGUUACCGUAGAAACCAACGAAGCAGCACCGUCCAUGGUUCUCGGUGUUCGAGUUACAGAUCUCAGUGAAACCUCAGCCAUUCUAACAUGGGAUACACCAGCCAAAGUAAACGGUCUUAUACGAAGCUAUGUUGUAUCACUGGGGUUGGUGUACCAAGGCCAAGUCACCGAUAUCAGGAUGUUUAAUUCAACAAGCAAGAGGAGCAUGAGGCUGGAUGGGUUGAAGCAGAACAACAUGUAUGCUGUCAAGGUUCGGGCUUCCACCGACGCCGGGUUCGGACCCUACAGCGUUCCCCUAAAGUUCUCACCACUUGAAUCUACUACGUCAUCACCGAAUACAAACGACCACGUGGGUACGAUUCAACUUAUCAUUGCUGUGAUUGGUGGAUGUAGCAUCGUCAUCGCUAUCGUGCUUAUAGUGUUCUGCUGCAGGAGAAAAUCUCACCAAAACAAAUCGAAACUAGACAUGGAAAAGUUGCCAAUGUUCGUUAUGGGGCAUCUUAAGAAUGGCAGCAUUGGCUACAUGCCGGGUCAUAAGACCUACAUUGACCCCACGACUUAUGAAGAUCCUGCAAGAGCCGUGCUUGACUUUACAAAGGAGAUUGACGCUUCUUAUAUCGGUAUAGAAGAAGUUAUAGGCGGAGGAGAGUUUGGAGAAGUCUGUCUUGGACGCAUGAGGUUGCCAAACAGCAAGAAAGAACACGACGUAGCCAUCAAGACAUUGAAAGCUGGCUACAGCACUCAACAGAAGCUUGACUUCCUUGGCGAGGCUUCGAUCAUGGGACAGUUCGAUCAUCCGAAUGUCAUCAGGUUGGAAGGAGUUGUCACGAAGAGUCAACCGCAUAUGAUUAUCACUGAGUACAUGGAGAAUGGAUCACUGGAUACUUUUCUAAGGAAACACGAUGGUGAAUUCACAGUGAUUCAAUUAGUUGGAAUCCUCCGCAACAUCGCAGCUGGCAUGAAAUAUUUGUCCGAUAUGGGUUACGUACAUCGGGACCUUGCUGCGAGGAAUAUUCUGGUCAAUGCACAACUUAUUUGUAAAGUAUCCGACUUCGGGUUGAGCAGAGUUUUAGAGGAAAGCUCAGAUUCAACGUACACUACAAGGGGCGGGAAAAUUCCGAUCCGUUGGACGGCGCCAGAGGCAAUCAACUACCGUAAGUUUACGUCAGCAAGUGACGUAUGGAGUUACGGCAUUGUUAUGUGGGAAGUGAUGUCAUACGGGGAAAGACCAUAUUGGGGAAUGUCGAACCAAGAUGUCAUCCAUGCUGUGGGAACUGGCUACAGGCUCCCAGCACCCAUGGAUUGCCCGCAAGUUCAACACAAGCUCAUGCUAGACUGCUGGAAGAAAGACAGAAACGAGAGACCCAAGUUCUCCCAGGUUGUUGCAACCUUAGAUCGGAUGAUACGUGAACCAGAACAAUUGAAAGUUAUAGCUGGCCAUGAUAAAAACCGCAACGGUUGCUUAUUAAACGAGCGUGGAAGUUUACGAAGACCGUCAUUCCAAGGCCCGAAUGGAAUUUCCGAAACGAUGACGCUUCUCAUGGAUGACCGCACACGGUGUACGUCAUUGCUACGUCAUCAAGUACCCUCUUCACUUGGCGUGUGGUUGGACGGGUUGGGACUUGGAAAUUAUAAAGAAAAUUUUGUUUCUGCUGGCUACUCGUCGUUGGACCAAGUCCUACAGAUGUCUCCAAGCGAUCUAGCAAGCCUUGGAAUCGUGGAGACAAACCAGCAGAACGCCGUGAUGGAAAGCAUAUCUUCAAUCAGAUACAAAACCAACCCUGGAAGGAAACCACCUCAGUAUAGAGACGAACGGAUAACUGGUAUCCCUGUUUAGGGGAAGUACCCAUGUAUUGCAAUCGUACUAAACUUUCCUGGCAUGAUGUUUCCCAACGAAGCCGCAGUGGCUUGCUAAUCUUUAUCAGCCGACAAGUGGAACAUAACCCUAAAUGGUAGAUGCUGCAAUGUGAAAACUCCGACGUAAAUACGUUCAAAAAAAUCAGGGUUGUUUUAUUGAUGGAGCAUGGGACGACGGGUGUUGAUGACUAAAAUAGGCAACUGAUCAUGAAAGGUUGAGAAACAAUGGGAUAAAAUCUGGGUACCACGUACAAUCAUAUAAUGGACAUUUAUCGUGCUGUUGGACUUUUAUUUUAUGCAUUUAAAGUUUAUAAUUUAUUUCUGUUCUACUUUUUUCAAGGCAAUCUUUCCUAUGGGUACAUUACAGUUUAAACGUUAUAGUAUGUUCUUGCAGUGUAUUGGCAUUCAAAUGCAUUUAACUUAAUAAUUUAACUGCUCCAAAAAUUGUUACCAAAUAAUUCAUGAUUUAAUUUCCUUACACUUACAUUACUUUGUAUGAGUAAGAAGUGGUUAAACCGUAACAAAAGUUACAGAUGGCAAACUCAGCCAAAUGUUUUGUCUUUAAGUUUAAAUAUGUUGUAUUGCAUGGCCGAAAUUGCCAGUGAAAAAAAUAAGGUUUAUUACUCGUUUCGGUGUAAUUUAUUGCGUAAAACUUAAACCUGCAUUUAAACACUGUGCUGAAUGUAAAAACGGAUAUAAAUAAAAUAAAGUAAUCAUAAA
Messenger RNA from Ciona intestinalis (vase tunicate), 3923 nucleotides. NCBI's taxonomy places the organism in Eukaryota, Metazoa, Chordata, Ascidiacea, Phlebobranchia, Cionidae. The record is from RefSeq.